Orbilia oligospora ATCC 24927 is the source of this 3723-nucleotide messenger RNA. RefSeq lists its product as uncharacterized. NCBI's taxonomy places the organism in Eukaryota, Fungi, Ascomycota, Orbiliomycetes, Orbiliales, Orbiliaceae. Gene Ontology annotation, molecular function: protein binding. Bases 1 to 3723 code for a protein of 1240 amino acids. The record is from RefSeq and is a predicted model, not a curated record. The transcript is spliced from 3 exons.
AUGGAUCAAGAAAUUCCCGACACCAGCGCUGGUGUUACCUUCAAAAACACUAGCUUGGGGCCUAAAAUAGGCGUUCAAGCGGGAUCAAUAAACGUUCAGGGGGAUAUGAAGUUUGAUGGUAUUGAUAGCGCCCAGUUGCAAAGCGAAAGCCAAAAAAACAAACUCUUAAGCGCGCUAUACAAACUCGUCGAGAAAAAUCGAAAAGAUCGAAAUCCGGAUCGAGUUGAGGGAACGUGCGAAUGGUUCACGAACCACCGAAAGUUUCGGAAUUGGAGGGCGCCCGCACCAUCACGCCUGGGCGAUAUACCAUUCAAAAAGAUACUUUGGGUGUCAGCCGACCCCGGAAGUGGUAAAUCGGUUCUUGCAAAAUAUUUGGUUGACUCCGUGGUCCCUUCAACCAAGUCGACAACGACAUGCUACUUUUUCUUCAAAGAUGACUUUGAAGGGCAGGGGAGUGCUGUUACCGCACUAUGCUGUAUCCUCUUUCAGAUUUUCGACAGAAAACCUUCACUGCUGUCGCAAGAGAUUCUUCGGCGGUUCGAAAUAGCAGGUGAAGGGUUCUGUAGCUCCCUCAACGAACUUUGGAGCACGCUCUUGAUUGUUGCCACAAAGGAGAGCACAACGGCUGACGGCGAGAUUAUUUGCAUUCUCGACGCACUUGAUGAAUGCAAAAAGGAGGAGGGCUCCUGGCUUAUGAAAAAACUUCACGAGCUAUACUUUGGAAGAAAAAGUGCCGACCUCAGGCUAAGAUUUCUGAUAACUAGCCGUCCAACCCGUGAUAUCCGGCAUGGAUUUCGCCCUAUGGAACAGGCAAGAUUCCCUCUCAUUCAUCUGAGUGGAGAAAAUGAAGCAGAGAUGAAAAUGAUUUCUAAGGAGAUCGAAAUUUUUAUUGAAGCUAGAGUUAACGAAGUUGGUGACAAAUUGUUCUUAACGAAGGCAGAAAGAACGAUUUUGCUAAAUGAACUUACAGCUGUUCCGAAUAGAACAUACCUCUGGGUUUACCUCACCCUCAAUUUGAUUGAAAACGAUACGGAGACAAAUAUUCACAUAGACGAACGAAAAAUGAUUAAAGUGAUUUCAACUAUCCCGAGGACCGUCAACGAGGCUUAUGAAAAAAUCCUAUCGAGGAGUUGCAAUCCAGAGCAAGCAAGGAUCCUGCUAAGGAUUUUAGUCGCCGCGGAACGACCCCUUACCCUUCCCGAAAUGAGUCUUGCGCUCCAGUUGAAUCUUAAAAAUGGCCAUAAGUUGAAUUCUUACGACCAACUUCAAAAACAUCCAGAAGAGCGAAUUCGCCACGAUAUCAGAGAUCUAUGUGGUCUCUUUAUCGUCGUUCUGGAGUCGGCUGUCUAUCUAAUUCAUCAAACCGCGAAAGAGUUCUUGGUCAUCAGCCAAGGGGGGGGCUCUAGUACAACUGUUCCAAGCGAAAGUUCGAUUGAGUGGGGACAAUCGCUUCAUAUGCCGGAUUGCCAUCAAAUUUUAUUUAACACCUGUAUUCAACAUCUCCUCUUUUCCGACUUCAAAACCCAUACCAGUGAAAGACACCGCUCACUAGCGGCCCGACCACUAGAAUACGCCACAGAACUCCUCCAGACGUGCGAAUUUCUUUCGUACUCGGCAAACCAUUGGACGACGCACCUUGAAAAAGGUCAGAUUAAACUGGACGGAGAAAACGUGCUAGAUCUCAUGAAAAUUUGCGAUGUAAAUUCAACGUGGUUCAAAAUUUGGUUCGCCGUAUACUGGAACACUACAGGUGCAGAAUACCCCGAUGGCAUGACCACGCUCAUGGUAGCAUCAUAUUUCGGGCUGCAAGACGUUGUCAAACUCCUCCUCGAAUCGUCUUCAGGCCGUAACGUAGAUCGCAAUAUCGAUAGGCACGCGAUCGAUAACACACAUGGCCGGUCUGCAUUAUCUUGGGCUGCGGGGAACGGCCGCGAGGGAGUUGUUGCAGAACUUUUAGGGAGCCAUAGCUGGUUUAAGUGGAUUCGGAUUUGGCCUCGUACCCAGACCGAGUGGAUUCCUUUUUUUGGUUCCAGGCCGACGGACGUGGGUUUGAAUUCUCAGGAUCGAUACCAGCGGACGCCGCUGGUUUAUGCAGUGUGGACCGGAAACACCGGCGUCAUCAAGCUGCUACUCGAAGCAGGAGCUGCAGCUGACUUGAGCGAUGAUAUUGGAGGGACUCCACUAUCUUACGCUAUCUGUAGCGGGCGCAACGACGUUCUGAAACUUUUAAGGGAGAGUGGCGGGAUCGGGUCGAAGGAUAAAAUAAGCGCGAAGUUGCUUCUGUCAGCUGCUGAGAAUGGACGUUACGACGCUGUCCGUCAGCUGCUGGAAAUCGGCAAGAUUGACCCUGAUCAACGUGGGAAAGAAGACGAGACACCAUUGAUGAAAGCCAUAGUCGGAGACCACCACGAAGUAGCUCGGCUACUUAUAACCUACGGCGCAGAUAUAGAAGCAAAAGACCCAUUCGGCAGGACACCAUUAAUCUCAGCUGUGAUGUUCAGCUCCACUGAAAUGGUGAAGUUACUGUUAGAGGGUCGGGCGAAUAUGGAGGCCGUCGACAUAAGGGGCGAGACGCCAUUAAUGAAGGCCACAGCUAAAAAGGAUUAUCAAAUGCUCCAACUCCUGCUGGUCAACGGCAGAAAUAUUGGGGCAAAGGACCGAAAUAUGUCUCUUCUACAGGCUAUGAAUGAUGAAUAUUGGGCGGGGGCCGAAAUCCUAAGGCGCUACGGCGCAAGAGUCGAGUCAAAGGAUCUGUCUAUAAAUAGAUCGCUUAUCACGGCCGGACUUCAAGGUAACCUGGAUCAGGUCCUAAUUCUGAUACGGAAUGGUGCGGCUGUAGACACAACUGAUAGAGCAGGGAAUACACUACUUAUCCAUGCCGCCAUUGAAAAUGAUCUAGAGCUAGCUCGCAUUCUAGUGAACAAUGGCGCGGCUUUGGAUGCGAGGGAUUCAACAGGAAAUACGGCACUUAUCUAUGCUACGACCGAUUACAGUGGGAAAAUGAUUGAACUACUGUUGAGUGCGAGGGCUAAUAUCGACGCAGCCAAUUUGAACGGCCAUACAGCACUAUCUUAUAUCUUGGAAGCGCAUCCCUCUGAUCCUGCCAUCCGGAAAGAGAAGUUAAAAAUCUUUAGAUUAUUGCUACGAGAGGGCGCAAACAUGGAGGUAGUCGACAAGGAUGGCCUCACACCAUUACUCUGGGCAACCGAAAACUACGACCUGGUGCCGGAAUACAUCAACGUACUUGUCAACAGGGGCGCAAAUAUCAAAACGAGAUUAGUCAAUGGAACCCCGUAUUCAUUGCUAUACAAGGCUAUAGCAGCAGGUCUGGGGUGGCUGGUCGAUCUCCUCCUGGAUAAAGGCGCUGAUAUAGAAGAGCGCGGGCAAUUUGGCCCGACGCCGUUGUUUGGUGCCGUGCGGCUGAUCAAGCCCACGAUUGCGCGAACGCUCCUUUAUAGAGGAGCUCUUACGGAGAUAAAAGGUUCAAAUGGCCGAACACUUUCAUUAUCGUUUGACGCGGCAUUCGUAGAGGGGAUUCGACAUCUGGAUUCGACGCAAAUCCAGUACGAUGAUCCGGAGUGGUUUGAAGAGUUUUAUACCAUUCGUGAAAAAGAGAUGCCCGGAGGUGCAUCGGUUAUCCUAUCAGCUGACGAAAUCAACGUAUCUAACUACCUCUGUAGUCGGAAUGAGAAACGAUGCGGCCAUCGAUGGCACCACAGCUAG